CGUGCUUUUACGACAUUUCAAUUCAGCUUUACGGCACCACCGGUGCUGCAAAAAACGAGUGGACGGUGAAGCAAGAUUAGCCUCUGUGGCUAGAUUUAGGGACACCGGGUAAUUCAUAUAGCAUAAGAGGACUGUUGUGAUUUGUACUCAUUGUGGAGAUUACAUGUACGCGCUAGAAGUCCCAGAGACAAGCACAUAUUCUGUCAGGAAGGUGCCUGCUGAGGUAGAUCUCUACUUUUUUCUUGGGUUUACAUGUCAAGUUAGCUAACGGUAGCAGGCAGCCGUCUCCUCUCAUCUCGUAGCCUCUCUUCAGGAUCUGUCUUCACACUCGCUCUGUCGAUUAUAUUGCAACCAUGCCUAUUCAGCUGACAAGUCAGGCUUACUGUAAAAUGGUUUUACACGCUGCCAAGUAUCCACACAGCGCCGUCAAUGGACUGCUGGUGGCGGAGAAGACGAAGGAGAAGAAGAAAGACAGCCACAGUGAACCCGUCUUAUGUGUGGACUGUGUGCCCCUGUUUCAUGGCACUCUGGCUCUCGCACCAAUGCUAGAAGUAGCUUUAACACUGAUCGAUACUUGGUGUAAAGAAAAUAGUUAUGUCAUUGCUGCAUAUUAUCAAGCCAAUGAGCGCACAAAGGAUUCAAGACCCAACCAAUUUGCAGAAAAAGUUGCUGCCAGGAUUUCUGAGAACUUCAGUGAAACAGCAAUUGUUAUGGUGGACAACAGUAGAUUGACCAUGAGCUGCUUUGAGCCCAUUGUCCUUAUCUAUGAUCAUCACGAAAACAACAAGUGGAAAUGCAGAGAAGUCACUUCGGAAUGUUUCGAGGACUGGAGCGAAGCACAAAAAAUCACAUCUUCUCUGUUGGAGGGCAGGUCCUACGAGAACUUGAUUGACUUUGACAAUCACUUGGACGAUCUGAGGAACGACUGGACCAACCCUGUGAUCAACAAGUCCGUCCUGGAUCUGUGCUAAAGCUCUCAGUCAGAUGUACCUUAGACAUACACAAGAAUACUGCUGCCAUUUCAGCAUGCAUGAUGCUACUGAUCGUGUAGCACAGGAGUACAAAAGUGCUGAACACACAGUCUUUAUUCUAUUAAAGGCUCCUUGUACCGAUGGAGACUUGUGGAACAUUGACCUGUAAGGCCAAAAUCUUUCAAGGGCAAUUGAGCGCCAUAUGUGCACUGUUGUCAUGUGUCCACCUUUAAAAGGUGAAGCUGAAGUGAUGAAAGGCAGAUAUGCUUUUGAAUGCAACUUAAUUUUUUUCUGCAAUGGUUUGUGUCUCUUCGUAGUUGUGUGCAUAAAGUUUGAUUCUAGAAUAUUUGAUCUAUUUUUUCCUCUUAAAUUUUAUAGCCAUUAGCCAUACAGAGAUCAAGUUCUAAAUUAUUAAAAGUUUUAGGUGAUGAUUGUACAACUGAUAUGAUAUAAAUACAUGUUCUUUAUUCAAUUUCUAGUUUACAGCAAAACAAAAUUCACAAGCAGAACUGUGGUCUGAGGAUAUUUGUGGGCAGUUCAAUAUAAAAGCACUCCUAAAAUAAUGCAGAUGAGAUGGGAAUCUUUUUGUUUUUCCACAUCAGACUAUCUCACAUGCCAUCCUUAG
Molecule: messenger RNA, 1596 nt
Organism: Notolabrus celidotus (New Zealand spotty)
Lineage: Eukaryota; Metazoa; Chordata; Actinopteri; Labriformes; Labridae
Gene: emc8
Product: ER membrane protein complex subunit 8
Exons: 5
Coding region: 354-971 (205 amino acids)
Cellular component (GO): EMC complex
Source: RefSeq, a predicted model, not a curated record